Messenger RNA from Andrographis paniculata, 1547 nucleotides. Its product is annotated as phosphatidylinositol/phosphatidylcholine transfer protein SFH2-like. The transcript is spliced from 11 exons. The record is from RefSeq and is a predicted model, not a curated record. Lineage: Eukaryota; Viridiplantae; Streptophyta; Magnoliopsida; Lamiales; Acanthaceae. Bases 347 to 1330 code for a protein of 327 amino acids.
ACGACAGUCUCUCUGACGACCGUUCCUUUCGGGCAACAGUCGCACAUUCUCGGAAACAGCAAAAAAAUGGCUGUAAGAAACCACACUCAGGAAAUAUCCCAAUGUGGAAUCAGAUCGCUGUAAUAAUUCAUGUGGCGGUGGCGGUGGGGAUUUUUAACUCCAGCUUACAAUCCAUCAAUCCUCGUCAUUUUCAGUCGCCUAUCCUCCUGUUUCUUUUCUUUUUCGUUUUUAAAGAUCUAAAGAAACCCGAUGCUGUAGCUCAUUCAGACACAGCUUGAAAUUUAGGGGAAAAGAGGCCUGAAUUGUUGUCUGAGAUUCGAGGAAGAAAGAAGAAGAAGAAGAAGAGAUGGUGAUCAUUACUGAGGAGAUGAUUAAACAGUUUCAAACCCUAAUGGAGAAAGCUGAUGAGCCACUGAAGGAUACUUUCCAGAAAAUGCACGACGGGCAUCCGAGGGAGAAUUUGGUGAGGUUUCUUAAAGCAAGAGACGGAAAUGUUGCGAAUGCGCAUAAAAUGCUGAUCGACUCUUUAAACUGGAGAUUACAAAACGGAAUUGAUCAUAUACUUACGAAACCGAUUAAUCCUAGCGAUCUGUACCGCGCGAUACGGGAUUCUCAGCUUACGGGAAUGUCUGGAUACUCGAAAGACGGACUCCCCGUUUUUGCCGUUGGCGUCGGUCGCAGUACGUACGACAAAGCAUCGAUGAACUACUACAUUCAAUCGCACAUCCAGAUGAACGAAUACAGAGAUCGCGUGAUUAUGCCUUCUGCGACGAAGAAAUUCGGUCGGUAUAUCAACACGUGCAUAAAGAUUCUCGACAUGACUGGUUUGAAGAUAUCUGCAUUGAAUCAAAUGAAGUUGCUGUCGGCAAUAUCCACAGUUGAUGACCUCAACUAUCCCGAGAAGACGGAGACUUAUUACAUUGUCAACGCCCCGUAUAUAUUCUCCGCGUGUUGGAAGGUUGUUAGGCCUCUUUUGCAAGAAAGAACAAAGAAAAAGGUGCAAGUUUUGUCGGGAUCGGGAAGAGAUGAGUUGUUAAAGAUCAUGGACUUCGACUCGCUCCCGCAUUUCUGCCGUAGAGAUGGGUCGGGCUCGUCCCGUAAUUCCCGGGACGGAACGGAGAGCGAUUGUUUCUCACUAGACCACCCGUUCCAUCGGGAAAUGUACGCUUAUGUUAAGGAGCAGGCAGCCCGGGUCGAGCCAGUUGCGCCGGUGAGACACGCCUCGUUCCAUGUCAAUGUUCCGGAACCCGACCCGGAGGACCUGAAAAUUGCUCGAACGAUAGAGUGUGAGUUUCAGAGACUCGGGAAUCAAAAUGGGGUUUCCCAUUGAUCGAUUCCGAUGAAUACAUAGAUACAUACAUACACAUAUAUAUAUAUGUUCGAUUGGAUCGACGGUUGGAAUAACUUCUCCGAUCGCAUCGUUUCAAUGCGAUCGACCACUUUUUUUUUUUUUUUGAGAUUUUGAUUAUGUGCACUUCUUUUGUAUUCAUGAAUAUAAUGAGCUUGAAAUUUAUUUUUGACUAUAUAUUUUGUUAGUAAGAUGUAAA